AUGAGAGAAAAAUAUUUUUUAAUGUGAGCAUUUUUUAUGAAAAAUAUUUUGAUAUAUAAUUGAUAUAAUCAGUUGCAUAUGUUUCUUAAUGUGCAAGACAUGUGGGAAAUUUCCCCACAUGUCAAAAAAAAAUCAUAUGUGAAGUCUUACAUAAAUGCAGGCAACACAUGUGGAAUAUCUUCUGACAUGUGGGGAAAUUUCCCACAUGUCUUGCACAUUAAGAAAUAUAUGCAACAGAUAAUAAUUAUUAUAGUGAAAUCUUUAGCUAAUUCUGUUUAA
Messenger RNA from Blepharisma stoltei, 279 nucleotides. Lineage: Eukaryota; Ciliophora; Heterotrichea; Heterotrichida; Blepharismidae. The record is from the annotation of a GenBank genome assembly.